AGGAGGCGGAGCGGAGCCCCAGCCUCACGAAAAGCAAGGCAAGAGGCCGCCCUCAAGCUGCUCAACGCCCGCGUAGAUACAGAGCCGAUCAGUAUAAGUACUCUCUCUUCUAACACAACGUUGUUACAUCACAGUCAACAUGGACGCUUUCGAUGAGUUCAACGCGCUGACAAGCAACCUUCAGCCGAGCAAGAAACAAGCUACAGAUCUCGAAUUGGAGCUAUACGAAGACCCCAGCCUGACGGGUACCGCGCGUGAAGAGUUGCUCACUGCCCUCCACGAACACGAGGCCUCAAAGUUCCGUAUUACCGUGCGCCAGAAGUGUCUGGUACACGGCACGUAUACCGACAACUCUGAUCCAGCAACCCUCCUUGGCCUCCAAUUCGAACUCCGGAAGACUGAUGCGGGUCAGCACCGACGCUUUCGACACUUCAAGGUUGCACUACGCUUUGAGACUGAGCCUCUGCAACAGCCGGCGCAAGACCCGUUCGUCAAAUCGUUCGCGCCGGCACAGCAAGGUGUCAUAUAUCUCCUCCCGACCCUGGUACAUAAAACGGUAGAAACCAAUAAAGAGGCCUCUUUGGGGGUUCAGCAAGACCCUGUGCCACUUAGCUUGGCUCUCACGGCAGGCAAGACGAAAGGAGAGGAAUGGGACCAAAUGAGGAAAGCAACGAUAUCCGCGCAGGCAUACAAGACACACAGCAGAGGUGGUGGUCGAGGUGGCGAAGAUGUCGUUGAAUGGACAUUUACCGAGAACGAGAAAGAAGAGUCAUUACCAGACACGUUUACCGUUGCCGUGGUCCUCAGACGUAUUGGAGACGCGAGGUUCAAGGUGCACUUCGAUAUCGAAGCCAAGAUUGACUUCUGGUACGGCUUGGAGACGUUUUGGCAGAAGGUCAAGAACAAGACUACCUUUAAGGCCGUUCGUGAAGCAUCCAAGAUUUUUGACCCCAACGAGCAAGGCGAUGAGCCUACUAGCACAGUCAAGAGCCGCCAAGCAGAGUUGCUGGCCACAGGGAACGCCGCCUCAUCAAAAGGAGAUCAAGCUCCAAAUGCAACAUGAUAGGAUUUAAGGAGGCCAAUAUGUGAAAGUAUAGCUGGUCGUGACGAAAGUAUUACAUUCCUAUACUACUAGGUCAUAAGUUUAGGCACACGGAUGUACCACUGCUCUGGCUUCACUCUUGCUCU
Mytilinidion resinicola is the source of this 1188-nucleotide messenger RNA. RefSeq lists its product as uncharacterized. The coding region runs from base 140 to 1063 and encodes 307 amino acids. The transcript has 2 exons. The record is from RefSeq and is a predicted model, not a curated record. Lineage: Eukaryota; Fungi; Ascomycota; Dothideomycetes; Mytilinidiales; Mytilinidiaceae.